GCCAGUGGUGCCCUACGUCAGCGACCAGUAUUGGAGAAGCACGGCGCCCUCAAGUCCUUAGCAGUUGCGUUGCCUUUCAUCUACAUUGGAGCAAUGAUCAGUAUGAACGGUGCGGCCUACCUGGAGGAGCAUGACAUAUUCGUGCCGGAGGACGACGAUGAUUGA
Molecule: messenger RNA, 165 nt
Organism: Dibothriocephalus latus
Lineage: Eukaryota; Metazoa; Platyhelminthes; Cestoda; Diphyllobothriidea; Diphyllobothriidae
Source: the annotation of a GenBank genome assembly